AUGGCGAACAGCAGCAGCAAGAAGCCGCGCUGUAGCCGUUGUCGCCCUUCUGCAAAUUCCUCGCUUCUCGCCGCAGCAAUCCUCCUCCUCGCAAACCCUUUCACUCUCCUCUCCCAGGCACAAACAUCGUCUGUACCUCUCACCGUCUCAGGUCCCGCCUUUGCCAGGACCGCCACACGUCUCUACGUCCUGGGGGGUCAAUACGCCACUAUCAAUUAUGGCCAAUUCUUCUCGCUCGACCUCGCCAACUCCUGGAACAGCACCACCCCCCUCUGGACGCAGCUCAAUGAUGGACCCCAGCAAACCAUUUUCCCCGCUGUUUUCUCCGCAGACCAAAAGACCAUGGUUACCUUCCAUUCGGGCAACUCAGCCUUUGCCUAUCAUUAUUCUGUUGUUACUGGUCAAUGGACUCGAGCGACAGUGCAGGCACAGUACGGAGACUAUCAGGGUAUCGGCGCGGUGACAGACCCUAACACUGGGUUGGUCUAUCUUGCGGGUGGGUACACAUCCGCCGACCGCAACUCGAUGAACGUUUAUAACUUUGUGACGGAUACGAUAGUUUGUGCCCUCGACUUCAGCGUGGUCCACAUUGGAAGGCUGUCCAACAACACAUUCAGUGGCGAAAUCUUUAUUUUUGACACUGUCAGCCAGACCUGGAGACAGGGCUUGACCGGCCCUCCUAGACUUUACACAGCCUGCACCAUUGCCGGUACCCAGCUCUUGGUCUGGGGAGGAGUGGACUCGACAAACACGGCCGCGCCUGCGGCGGUUUUGAUCUACGACCUGAACAACAACGCGUGGAUCACACAAUACACUCCUCCAGCAUCUUAUGUAGCUGCCAGGGCGUCCGAGACUAUCUCGAGCUCACCAAAUGCGACAAGCACGAGCUCACCCUCGAACGAUGGAUCAUCUUCGAGCAAUGCGGGAGCGACUGCAGGAGGAGUCGUUGCGGGUGUAGCGGUGCUCUGUGCGGGAGUGUUGUUCUUCGUCUUCCGACGACGACAACAACAGCACAAGGCCAUCCCAUUGGACACGGCGAGCGAUCAUAUGGGUAGCGAAGGGUCCGGGUGGGCGACACCGCCGCCGGCAGUUCUCCACCACUAG
Molecule: messenger RNA, 1104 nt
Organism: Gamsiella multidivaricata
Lineage: Eukaryota; Fungi; Mortierellomycota; Mortierellomycetes; Mortierellales; Mortierellaceae
Exons: 4
Coding region: 1-1104 (367 amino acids)
Biological process (GO): nitrile biosynthetic process
Cellular component (GO): cytosol; nucleus
Molecular function (GO): protein binding; enzyme regulator activity
Source: RefSeq, a predicted model, not a curated record